CCUCCACAUAUCUGAAACACUGUACUUGGCUGAUACAAGUAGGCGAGCAGCUAAGAUCCCCCUUCUUACCACAUAGUCGUCAGAGUAGACUACACCCACUUCACCUAGAAACACCCAGUCGGUCGAAUCCCGCCCGAGCUUCAGCUUCAUCCUCGUUCGGACAAAGUAUUAAGUCUUGUAAACUCAUUUCAACUGUCAAUCAGGGUUUGCGGUAUUUGUGGAAAUGCAGACUAGGAAGAGGAUUUUGGACGGUGAGGAUGACCAACAGCAGGAGCGAAAACGGCCUGCUCUGGCUAGUGUCAUUGUGGAAGCGCUAAAGGUGGAUAGUCUUCAGAAACUCUGCUCAUCCUUGGAGCCAAUCCUUCGUAGAGUUGUUAGCGAAGAAGUUGAACGUGCUUUGGCAAAGCUUGGUCCUGCCAAACUCACUGGAAGGUCAUCGUCACCUAAACGAAUUGAAGGGCCAGAUGGAAGAAAUUUACAGCUGCAUUUUAGGUCCAGACUUUCACUGCCUCUCUUUACUGGGGGUAAAGUAGAAGGGGAGCAGGGAGCUGCAAUUCAUGUUGUCUUGAUUGACGCAAAUACAGGGCAUGUUGUCACUUCUGGACCUGAAUCGUGUGUUAAGCUGGAUGUUAUUGUGCUAGAAGGUGAUUUUAACACUGAAGAUAAUGAAAGCUGGACUCAAGAAGAAUUUGAAAGCCAUGUUGUGAAAGAGCGGGAAGGAAAGAGACCAUUGUUGACUGGCGAUCUACAAGUGACACUCAAGGAAGGUGUGGGAACUUUAGGAGAGCUUACCUUCACUGAUAAUUCAAGUUGGAUAAGGAGUAGGAAGUUCAGACUUGGCCUCAAGGUUGCAUCAGGAUAUUGUGAAGGCAUACGAGUUCGUGAAGCAAAGACUGAGGCUUUCACUGUCAAAGAUCACAGAGGGGAAUUGUACAAAAAGCAUUAUCCACCUGCGUUGAAUGAUGAUGUAUGGAGAUUGGAGAAGAUUGGCAAGGAUGGAUCAUUCCAUAAAAGACUAAACAAUGCAGGGAUAUUUUCAGUUGAACACUUCCUUAGGCUUGUGGUCACAGACCCUCAGAAGCUGCGAACUAUUCUUGGCAGUGGUAUGUCAAAUAAAAUGUGGGACGCCCUCAUAGAGCAUGCAAAGACUUGUGUCCUAAGUGGGAAGCUUUAUGUAUACUAUUCUGAUGAUUCAAGAAAUGUUGGUGUUGUCUUCAAUAACAUCUAUGAGCUGAGUGGCCUUAUAGCUAGUGAACAGUAUUUUCCAGCAGAUUCACUUUCUGACAGCCAGAAGCUAUAUGUUGAUGGUUUGGUAAAGAAAGCAUAUGACAACUGGAACCUAGUUAUAGAGUAUGAUGGCAAGUCUCUUCUGAACUUCAAGCAAAAUAAGAAAUCAAGUGCAUCCCGGGAUGAACUUCCAGUUGGGCCAGUGGAUUAUCCUAAUGCUUUGGAUAAUCAGCUUUCAGAUCCGCCCCGAUUACCAGUACCAGUUCCAUCUGAGCCAUCUCCAGUGGAUCCAAACAUGCUGAUUGGAGGUUAUAAUGAUAAUAUGGCUACCAGAUAUGCUAACCAGUCUCAAAUUCUGAAUUCAAGUUCCCGCAAUCAGUAUGGUAGUACUUCAUAUGGUUUACCUGACCAGCAAAUCAGCAAUUCUCACCAAAUUCAGAACACAAGAUAUGAUAAUAGGGCAGCAUUGGCCCUUGCUCCUCCACAGUCAUCAUCAUCAUUCCAGACAGUUGGGUCAUCUGUUCAGCCAUCCAACCUCAAUCCUUUUGAAGACUGGACUCAAAAUCGUGACAAGAGUGUGGAUGACUUCUUGUCGGAGGAGGAAAUUCGUUUGAGAAGCCAUGAGAUGCUCGAGAAUGAAGAUAUGCAACACCUACUUAGACUUUUCAGCAUGGGAGGCCAUGCAGCUGUUAAUGUGCCUGAUGAUAAUUUUGCUUUCCAAUCUUACAUGCCAUCGCCAUCUCCAAACUACAGUUAUGAUGAGGAUCGCACCCGUUCUGGGAAAGCAGUUGUUGGCUGGCUAAAAAUUAAGGCUGCAAUGAGAUGGGGCUUUUUCAUCAGGAAGAAAGCAGCUGAGAGGAGGGCACAGAUUGUGGAGUUGGAAGAUGAAUAAAAUCGUGUUGGAGAUAAACAAUUGCCUGUGUAAAGUUGCUGAUACUUGGCAAUGCAGGUAGAUGUUUUAGGAUUCAGGACUGUGCAGACUUAGAUUCUCUCAGGAGUCUCAAUGACCAUGUCUGGUUCUGUAACAGGCAUCUAGAUGUACAUUCUCUUGUACAGUAAGAAGUUGGCAUUGGACUCAUAAUUGACUUGAUUGUUUCUGACUCUGCGUUUAAAUUUGUAAGGGCUAUGGGUUUGACUUAUCCUGAGUUUUAUGUCUGGUUCUAUCCUUCCUGAUGUAGACAUUUGGGCAAUAUUUGUGCAAGUUAAGCAUACUUAAUGUCAUAUUGACAACUAUUUCUUCUGUAA
Messenger RNA from Coffea arabica (coffee), 2472 nucleotides. RefSeq names its product calmodulin-binding protein 60 B. Gene Ontology annotation, biological process: regulation of salicylic acid biosynthetic process. Gene Ontology annotation, molecular function: calmodulin binding; DNA-binding transcription factor activity; sequence-specific DNA binding. Gene Ontology annotation, cellular component: nucleus. NCBI's taxonomy places the organism in Eukaryota, Viridiplantae, Streptophyta, Magnoliopsida, Gentianales, Rubiaceae. The record is from RefSeq and is a predicted model, not a curated record.